AUGGCCACCUACUGCGACGACCUGGGCACCUCCUCGGCCCUGCCCGGCCAGGCCCGGGCCACCGCGCACCCCCCGGGCUAUGAGCGAGGGGAUCUGGGAGCGGUGGGUGGGGGCCCGCUCCUGUGGGUGAACGCGCCAGCGCUCAGCCCCAAGUCCUACGCUUCGGGUUCCGGGCCCGCGCCACCCUACGCAGCCCCAGGCUGCGGGGCUCCCGGCCCGCUCCUCGGCGCCCCGGGCGGCCUGGCGGGCGCCGACCUCGCCUGGCUGAGCCUCUCCGGCCAGCAGGAGCUGCUGAGGCUGGUGCGGCCGCCCUACUCCUACUCGGCGCUCAUCGCCAUGGCCAUCCAGAGCGCGCCGCUGCGGAGGCUGACGCUCAGCCAGAUCUACCAGUACGUGGCUGGCAACUUCCCUUUCUACAAGCGCAGCAAGGCGGGCUGGCAGAACUCCAUCCGCCACAACCUGUCGCUCAACGACUGCUUCAAGAAGGUGCCCCGUGACGAGGACGAUCCAGGUAAAGGCAAUUACUGGACCCUGGACCCCAACUGCGAGAAGAUGUUUGACAACGGGAACUUCCGAAGGAAGAGGAAGAGGAGAGCUGAAGCCAGCGCGGCCGCGCCCUCGGGAGCCAGGAGCGGGGAAGGGGCCGAGGCGCCCGCGCUGGAGCCCCCGAGCGCGGCUUGCCUGGACCUGCAGGCCUCGCCCUCUCCAUCCGCACCCGAGGCCGCCACCUGCUUCUCUGGUUUCGCCUCCGCUAUGAGCGCUCUGGCUGGCGGCCUUGGCACCUUCCCCGGGGGCCUGGCGGGCGACUUUUCUUUCGGGAGGCCGCCACCGACGGUCGCCACGCACGCUCCCCCGACCCUUAGCCCCUCGCCUGGCUUCGCCCCUGGCCACCAGACCGCGGCCACUGGCUUCCGCGUCAGUCAGCUCCUCUACAGCCGGGAAGGGACCGAAGUUUGA
Messenger RNA from Pongo pygmaeus (Bornean orangutan), 957 nucleotides. RefSeq names its product forkhead box I2 (gene FOXI2). Lineage: Eukaryota; Metazoa; Chordata; Mammalia; Primates; Hominidae. Bases 1 to 957 code for a protein of 318 amino acids. Gene Ontology annotation, biological process: cell differentiation; regulation of transcription by RNA polymerase II; anatomical structure morphogenesis. Gene Ontology annotation, molecular function: DNA-binding transcription factor activity, RNA polymerase II-specific; RNA polymerase II cis-regulatory region sequence-specific DNA binding. The transcript has 2 exons. The record is from RefSeq and is a predicted model, not a curated record.